AUGUCGUGAGAAUUUUAGAUUUGUGAGUAUUUAUGUCUAGAUAUUAGUUUAUAUGUUAUUACACACAUAUAUAUAUAUAUGUAUAUGUAAGUCAACAAUGGGAAGCUUUAAAUUAUUGUCCAAUCAUACUCUGCUUCUAUUACUCUGCCUUUGAAAUCUCCGGAGACCGCCAAAGGCUGCGGCUCGUUUCAUUCAGCCAUUCCUACUAGCCGCCUUCGACUCUUCCCGGAGUUUAGCCAGCUCAAUCCCACCCAUGGCGGCAGCUAGGGGAAGCGUCUUUGCCUCUGGCUUUCCCCCGGGCAUUCCCCGUCACUCCUAUCCAGCUCCGAGAGCUCGCCGGCUGGCACUCAUCAGCUCCACUCAACGACUAUUUGCUGUUUCGACAGCUGAGCAGCUGCCCUCUGCUCCUACUUCUGUCCCGGGUCCGACUCCGACUACGGAAGGUGAGUUGGGUCAGAACAGGAGGCACUGGAAGGACAGGGAGCCCAAUGGAAGCGCGGCAGCAUCGCCGUUCAUGGAGGAUGAAGGAUCAGAGGUAGAGGGGAAGAAGAGGUUGGAGGACUUCUUUGACCUCGCCAAGGAUUUGAUCAGAUCAGCCGGUGGACUGCCGCGGUGGUUCUCUCCUCUGGAGUGCGCGUCUCGCAUCAAUAAUUCUCCUCUGCUCCUCUAUCUGCCCGGAAUCGACGGUACUGGAGCUGGGCUCGCUUCGCAGCACAAGAAGCUCGGGAAGAUUUUCGACGUUUGGUGCUUGCACAUUCCAGUUAUGGAUCGAACACCAUUUACAGAUCUUGUAAAAUUGAUCGAGAAGACAGUGAAAUCAGAGAGCCACAAUUCGCCGAAUAGACCUAUUUAUCUUGUUGGAGAAUCACUGGGAGCAUGCCUCGCACUAGCUGUAGCAGCACGUAAUCCUGACCUUGAUCUCAUACUCAUCUUGUCUAACCCAGCAACAUCUUUCAAUGCAUCACAAGUUCAAUCUCUCAUACCUUUGCUGGAAAUCAUGCCGGAUCAAGUCCAACUUACCCUUCCUUACUUACUCAGUUUAAUGAGAGGUGAUCCUUUGAAUACUCUGAGGGCAACUUCAGAGAAAGCACUCCCACCACAAGAAAUGGUGGCGGAGCUGUCGAAGGACCUCUUAAACAUGCCGUCUUUUAUCUCUGUUCUUGCUGAUAUUCUACCCAAGGGAACAUUUCUAUGGAAGCUUCAGAUGCUUAAGUCGGCUUCAGCAUAUACGAAUUCACGCCUUCAUGCAGUUAAAGCACAAACUCUAUUACUCAUCAGUGAAAGGGAUCAGCUGCUGCCAAGUCAAGCUGAAGCUUCACGGCUCUAUCGUGCGCUACCAGGAUGUGAGAUUCGUAGAUACGAGGAGAAUGGUCAUUUCCUCUUCUUGCAGGAGGAUGGCAAUGGCAUUGACUUAGUAACUACAAUCAAGGGCGCUACUUUCUACCGUCGAGGCAAGAGCCGGGAUUACAUAUCAGAUUACUUGCCACCAACCCAUUCCGAGUUCAUAAAGCUCUAUGAAUCAAACAAAUGGUUUAGUGACAUGACCGCCCCUGUCAUGCUGUCAACUCUGGAGGAUGGGACAAUCGUCAGAGGCCUCGCCGGGAUCCCUUCUGAGGGGCCAGUUCUCCUCGUGGGCUAUCACAUGUUACUAGGACUGGAAAUCAUCUCUUUGAUGGCUCAGUUUUUGAUUGAGAGGAACAUACAUGUGCGUGGGAUAGCGCAUCCUAUGUUGUUCCCCAAGUACAAGGAAGAUGGCAGCACCCUCAGCCCAUUUUUUUACGAUGCUUUCCGCAUUAUGGGCGCUGUUCCUGUCUCAGGAACGAACUUAUUUAAACUUCUCUCGAGGAAGUCUCACGUCCUACUGUACCCUGGCGGCGUGCGUGAAGCCCUUCAUAGGAAGGGUGAAGAAUACAAGUUAUUUUGGCCAGAACAGGCUGAAUUUGUCCGAAUGGCAGCAAGAUUUGGAGCCAAAAUAGUACCCUUUGGGACUGUUGGAGAAGACGAUAUUGGCCAGGUCGUUCUUGAUUAUGAAGACCUCAUGAAGAUCCCAUACUACAGGGAUCAGAUAAUGCGCAAUACUGAGGGGAAUGUAAAGCUGAGGACAACUGCCACGGGAGAGGUAGCAAACCAAGAUAUGCACCUUCCAGGAAUUAUGCCGAAGAUCCCGGGUCGGUUCUACUAUCUCUUCGGUAAACCAAUAGACACUGAAGGGAGGAAGCAGGAACUGAAGGACAGGGAGAAAUCCCACGAAUUGUACCUCGAAGUCAAGUCCGAGGUCGAGAGAUGCAUCGCCUACCUUCAAGAUAAGAGAGAAGGCGACCCUUACCGAAGCAUCUUCUCUAGACUUGUUUAUCAGACUGUUAAUGGCUCUUCAUCCGAUAUUCCAACAUUCGAGCUCUGACUUCGGCUAAGCAUAGUGAUGCGGCACAAAACGGGCAAUUUUAUGUUAGUCGGGCGUUUUUGUAAUUAUUAGGAAAUAGUUUAUUAAGUAUCUCAAUAUUUUCAAAAUAAUAAGUUUUGUUAGGGAUCAGAAAAUUGAUCCGACCCGUUCGGCCCGACUUAUUAUUCUAGGCUCAUGUUUAUAUUCCAAGUUGGGUGACAAAAUCCUAUUAAGGAUAUUUCUUUCAUAAUAUGUUUGAUAUUAUUUCUUGAAUAUAUAUAUAUAUAUAUCUUAUUUACGAGA
Messenger RNA from Punica granatum (pomegranate), 2683 nucleotides. The record is from RefSeq and is a predicted model, not a curated record. NCBI's taxonomy places the organism in Eukaryota, Viridiplantae, Streptophyta, Magnoliopsida, Myrtales, Lythraceae.